Panthera uncia (snow leopard) is the source of this 2666-nucleotide messenger RNA. RefSeq names its product breakpoint cluster region protein-like. Lineage: Eukaryota; Metazoa; Chordata; Mammalia; Carnivora; Felidae. Gene Ontology annotation, molecular function: protein serine/threonine kinase activity; GTPase activator activity. The record is from RefSeq and is a predicted model, not a curated record. The transcript has a single exon. Gene Ontology annotation, cellular component: membrane. The annotation marks the transcript as partial. Gene Ontology annotation, biological process: positive regulation of GTPase activity; protein phosphorylation; signal transduction.
AGGUGAGAGGAAAGUGGCAGGUGGCUACAGAGAAGGGGUUGCUGAGUUUAGCUCUAGUCCCCAAAGGGUUCUGUGGGCAGGAAGAAUUUCCAGAUGUCAAGUCUCUUAGAACAUCAAUUUCCUCAUCCUUAAAAUGAAGGAAAUGUGAAUCACCAAUAAGGUCCUCUAUUGCAGCAAGCACGAGACAGUUUAUCAGGACCUCUCUCUGCACAAAGUGGGUCCUCACCCAAGACCUAGAAAAGAGGAAGGGGGGGGGGAGGCGGAGCUGGGAGCCCCAAUCCACCCCGCGGUGAGUGCCAGCCUAGGCAACUGUCCCCAGGUCCCCCUUUCCUUCUCUAGGGGAAUUGCGUGAGGCCAGAGAGAAGAAGUGGAGGGGCGCCUGGGUGGCUUCCUCAGUUAAGCAACUGACUCCUGGUUUAGACUCAGGUCAUGAUCUCAUGGUUUUUGAGUUCCAGCCUCAAAUCGUGUUCAGUGCUGGCAACUCUGAGCCUGCUUGGGAUUCUGUCCCCCUCUCUCUCUGCCCCUCCCCCGCUCUCUUUCGCCCUCUCUCUCUCAAAAAGAAAAGAAGCCAUGGAAUGGGGGGCCCUCUUAGAUGCCCAAGUGUCUAAGGCUCCCGCUGCCAUGGCUUGAUUCAGUCAGCCGGGAGUACUCUCAGCUUUGAAGUCACAGGGGCCUCUAGCAGAGCCACUUGGAGCUGUCACCCUUGCCUAUUCCUCCCCGGGAAAAGCUCUAGUGAGCAGUGGAGAGAAAGCUUUAAAGGGACUCGCAAAAGAACAAAGUUCACUCCCCAGUUUUGGAUUAAACAGCGCUGUGAUCUUGGACACGUUAGUGCAGGGCGCUCAGUAACUCCCAGGUAAGGAUAACUCCCCCGGUCGGCAGACCGCUCCUUUGACACCUGCCCUCGUCACCGCGCCACAUCGCCUUCUCCCCACCUUUCCCUUCCCGGUCCAAGGCGCGGCGCUGACUCUGGCCAGGCGAGGCUGCGGAGAGCCUGGCGGCGGGAGGUUGGCUGGGAGCCCAGGGCGCCCCCGCGCGCUCCCUCACCGCGGCUCCCGCCCCCCGCGGCCGCGCGGCCCCGCGCUCGGGUGCACGGAGCCCGCGCGGACAGCGCGCGGCGGCGGGGGUGGCGCGGCGGCGGCGGGGAAGGUGGGAGCCGGGCCUACCGUGUGGCCGGCUCGGAGGGUCGCCCGCUCAGCUCCGAGGCGCGCCAGCGGGACCCGGCCGGACGCCACCGAGGCUCCUCCCCGUCCGCCCGAGCCCGCCACCCGAGCCCGCGGGGCGCCCGCGGGGCGGCGGGGGCUGCAGACGGCAGGCUCUGCGCGUCCUGCCCGGGGCGGGCCCAGGGCCCCCAGACGCCCGCCUCCGCGGUGGGUGGCCGCUUACGUCAGGGAGGCGAAACCCAGAAGAAGGAAAAAAAAAAAAAAAAAAAAGGCACGAGGGCGGAAGGGGAAAAACUUUUUUUAUUAUUCUUUUUUGCUCUUAUUUUCUUCUGGGGCUGAAGUGAAGGGCAGGCGACUGCGCCAGCGCGGGCUUCCCGGAAAAGCCCGGCGCGACCCCAGCCCGCGGCGCGCGGCGGAGCUGGGCCCGGGAGGCCCGAAGGGGCGGCCGCCAUGUGGGACCCUCAGGACUUUGAGCGCCACUGGCAGGCCGAGUUCCCCGGGGAGGAGGCACCGGUCAUGCGGCUGGACUCGGUGCUGGACAUGGAGCGGGAGCUGGAGCGCUGCAAACUCAACCUGAAGCGGCUGCAACAGGUGUUGGCUGAGGAGAAAUUCAAAGUCUCCUACCUGCAGACGGCCCUGGCCGGGGAGAAGCGGGACCUCGGCUGCGGGCGCCUGGAGGGCGGAGACGGCGACAGCGGGGGAGCUUGGGCAGAGGAGCCGGCCGGGCCGGAGCAGGCGCCGCCACCGCGGGAGGAGGAGGGCGCCGCGGGCGGCGGCGGAGACCCUCCAGGCUCCUGGCGCCCUGACCCCGAGGUGGCCGCCAAGGCCGGGACUCGUCACGCGUGCCCCGACCUUCCCACUUGGCCCGGGGCGGCGGGGGCAGGGGGCGCCGUGCGCAGCUUGACCGCCGCCAUCCACCAGCAGCUGCUGCAGCCUCGCCUCCUCUUCAGACUCCGGGAGGACCGCGCGCCACCCGGCCCCGAUGACACGGUCCCCAGCGCCCAGGGAGAGGAGCUGUCCUCCCGGACCCGCGCGGGGCGGGGCUCCGAGGAGGGCGAGCCGGACGCCUCGGUCGCAGAUGAUGGGGGCAACAGCAGUGACCACGACUUCGAGAUGGUGGAUUUGAACGAGAAAUUCGUCCUCGGCCACUUGCUCGUGCCCCCCUGCCGGCUCGGGACCCGCGACGAGGCCGAAAAGCCGGCGCGGGCGGGCAGCCCUCAUCGCUGGAUGCACCUGAUCCCCGGGGGCCGGCGGCAGCAGCGCCGGAGCCGCGACCUGGAGCAGCUGGAGGUGGAGGCCAAGGACGGGCGGAGCUCGCCCCUGGCUGCGGAGGAGCACCCCGCGCGCGGGGCUCGCGAGCACCUCCCCCCGUGGCGGCGCAAGAGGUUUCUGCGGGUGCCGGAGCGGGACUCGCCCAGCCACAGCUCGCCCGAGAGGGGCAGUGACUGCAGCCACAACAGCUCGGGCCACGAGGACGGCUUCUCUGCAGGUAGGCGCACCCCUCGC